Salvelinus namaycush (lake trout) is the source of this 1560-nucleotide messenger RNA. RefSeq names its product tapasin-like. Lineage: Eukaryota; Metazoa; Chordata; Actinopteri; Salmoniformes; Salmonidae. The record is from RefSeq and is a predicted model, not a curated record. Bases 121 to 1434 code for a protein of 437 amino acids. The transcript has 9 exons.
AUGAAAGUGAAAGUAGAGUUUGCUGUGGGGAGUUACAGUGGAACUCUGAAGACAUAUUUCUCCAUAUUUUUUCUCAUCCAUCAGACUACAGAAUAGUCGAGGACACUGUCGAAAACUAACAUGACCAAUAUAUCAACAAUAUUGCAAUCCUUCCUUGCCUUUAGUUACUUCAUGCACGUCUAUCGAGCAAGUUGUCCAGUUCUGGAGUGCUGGUUUGUCCAGGAGAAACCAGGUGGGGGCUUCCAUGCUGCUAUGAGCCAGGAGAAGUCACUACUUUACAUCAAUACAGACCCAGACAGUGAAGAAACCAGGUCAAAGCAGGGACCAUCUACAGACCAUGAUAGAGUCUACUACGUCACUGACCCAGCAGCUACCCUCUGCAGUUCUUCUCUGCACCCACCAGAAGGCACAGUCCAGAAGCCACAGUGUGAGAUCAACCCCUUCAUGCCCCAGCCAUCCACCGUCCAAUGGACAGCCUCACUCACGGACUCUGCCCACAGUCCGAUCUACCUGCAAGCCGACUGGUACACUGCUGCCUUGCAGGGCUUUGACGGACAGCUGCGCCUCUCCAAUGUCAUGCGUGCUCCCACGGCAACCAAGGAACCCAAGGUGGUGCUCAGUGUGUCCAGUAGAACCUUCAUGGUCCUUUCCAGACUCGGGGAACCGGUUGUUCUAGACUGUGGGUUCUGGGUGGAUGCCUCUUCUCCUCUCUCUGUCUCUGGCUUCGCCGUGGAGUGGCGCUACCAGUUCAGGGGCGAUGGCCGUCUGGUCCUGGCCUACGACGGCAAGAGUGACCGAUUUGCAGAGACCCAGGAAGAGGGAGCGGGGCUAGACUUCACGGCUCUGCACGAGACAGGAAAUGCAUCACUGAUCCUGCAGGAAGCUCAAGUGCGCCACUCAGGAACCUACAUCUGCACGGUGUACUUGCCCUAUCUCUUGGCUCAGGUGGCAGUGGAGCUGGAGAUUGUAGAGCCUCCUUCCCUCUCCAUCUUCCCCUCCCCGCUCCCUCUCUCCGUGUCCGGCCAGGUGGUGACGGUGCAGUGCGAGGCGUCAGGAUUCUACCCCCUCUCCCUGGAGUUCCGCUGGGUGUUAACAGGGCCGGACGGUAGGGUCAGGCCCCUGGGCCAGGGCAGCGUGACGGGCCACAGACAGGGCCCAGACAGCACCUACAGCCAGACCAGCCGUGUGGAGUUGGACUCAGCCAAGCUGGACCUGGACCGCGGCGGGGAGGUCACCUGUGUGGCUGUCCACCGUGGAGGCACCCGGCGGGCCAGCGUCACCCUCAAUAUCACUGGUGUCAGUGCUCCCUCCAUUGAGGACUAUAUGGCGAUGGUUGCUGUGGCCCUGGGGAUCUAUGGUUUGAUCAAGGUCGUCUCCUGGACUUUUAGCUCUGGGUUUGAUGAUGCUAACGCACAAGAGAAGAAAGUGAAGUAAAUGUGGAAACACCUGGGAUUUCCAGUGUGGGAAUUAAUCUCUCGAAGAAGGGAAAAGGGGGAUACCUAGUCAGUUGUACAACUGAAUGCAUUCAACUGAAAUGUGUCUUCUGCAUUUAACCCAACC